Messenger RNA from Batrachochytrium dendrobatidis JAM81, 760 nucleotides. RefSeq lists its product as uncharacterized. Gene Ontology annotation, cellular component: membrane. Gene Ontology annotation, biological process: mitochondrial electron transport, NADH to ubiquinone; mitochondrial respiratory chain complex I assembly. The transcript has 5 exons. Bases 23 to 694 code for a protein of 223 amino acids. NCBI's taxonomy places the organism in Eukaryota, Fungi, Chytridiomycota, Chytridiomycetes, Rhizophydiales. The record is from RefSeq and is a predicted model, not a curated record. Gene Ontology annotation, molecular function: 4 iron, 4 sulfur cluster binding; NADH dehydrogenase activity.
UAAGAACUCGAGUGGAACAAGAAUGCUAGCCAUGCUGUUAUCUGCUCGCUCUUUGGCUGCUCGAUCUAUGAGCUCGGCUGUUUAUACUGCUUCCAUGGGCAUCCGUGCAACCGCCUCUAGGCAGUAUGCUACCCAGAGUAUUGAAUCUAUCGUCAAUGCACGCCGGAAGUAUGCCGCUAGCAUCAAUCCGCAGGAUCAGUACAAGCAGCCCGUGCUUGACAGAGUAGCUCAAGAAAUGUUCCUAACCGAGAUCUUGCGUACUAUGUUUGUGGUUUUCGAGCAAAUGUUCAAGCCGCCUUAUACCAUCAUGUAUCCCUUUGAGAAAGGCCCUCUUAGUCCCCGUUUUCGUGGAGAGCAUGCAUUGCGACGAUAUCCUACAGGUGAAGAGCGAUGCAUUGCAUGCAAGUUGUGUGAAGCCAUUUGUCCCGCUCAAGCCAUUACUAUAGAGGCAGAGCCUCGUGAGGAUGGUAGUCGUCGCACAACUCGCUAUGACAUUGACAUGACCAAGUGCAUCUAUUGUGGAUUUUGCCAGGAAGCUUGCCCUGUUGAUGCUAUUGUUGAGGGCCCCAAUUUUGAAUACUCUACGGAAACUCAUGAAGAACUUCUUUACAAUAAGGAAAAGCUUCUCUCGAACGGUGAUAAGUGGGAGGUUGAAAUUGCUCGAAAUCUCAAGUCAGAUCACUUGUACAGAUAGUUGCAAUGCUGAGCACUGAUGGUUUUUUGUUUGACAUUCAUAUAAAGUCUCUUAAUGUUUUGGGGC